AUGGCUUCGAGAUCCAGACGUAUCGAGCCGCGCUCGGGCAUUGCCUGUUCUGACGAUACCGUGCUAGCAUUACUAGAAGAAUCUGAUGUCGAUUUUAGCAGCGACGAUGAUACCCAAAAUCCCACAUAUAAUGAACCCACGGAAAUCGCUACACAAGAGCGUCGAAGGUAUGAUUCUAGUGAUUCUUCUGUAAAUUCAGACUCCUAUGAUGUUGUUGAGCCACCAUCGCCGGCUUUAUCGAGUGAAUCUAUAAUACGCCAAGCAACUGGCUCUGGUUUACGCCAAGCAAGAUCUUCUCGUCGCCCUCGAAGGUCAACUCAGCCAACCUACAGACAAAUACCGUCUCAAUCUCAACCUGAUGUUGUGGAUUUAUGGACUGGAAAUUUUGAACCUCUCGAAGUAAAUCUGUAUGAACCAACAUACGUGCCAAAUUUCGACCAUGGAUGGUCAUACGAACAGUUUUUUGAACGUUAUAUAAAUGAACAAAUACUCUUACAAAUUGUGGAUUGUACAAACAGAACAGCAGUUCAUGUAAAAGGCAGGUCACUUGGUCUUACAGUUAAAGAAUUAAAAGUUUAUAUUGGAGUGACAAUGAUUAUGGCUUCAUUACAAUAUCCUCAAAUAGACAUGUAUUGGUCGUCUAAAUGGAAACAGCCUAUCGUAACAUCAGCUAUGACACGUCUGCGUUUUUACGCAAUUAGAACAUCGUUAAAAGUGGUUUAUGAUCUUGAUGUUAUCGUCGAAGAGCGUCAAAAAGACAAGAUUUGGAAAGUGCGUCCCCUUUUCGAGAAAGUACGACAAGGAUGUUUACUUCAACCUCGCACAGCAAAAAUGUCUAUUGAUGAAAUGAUCAUUCCGUUUACUGGUCAAUGUUGUAUUCGUCAAUAUAACCCUAACAAACCUAAUCCCUUAGGGUUAAAAGUAUUUGCAUUAGCAACGCCUCAGGGAAUGGUUAUAGAUUUCGAGAUAUAUCAAGGAGACAAGACUUUUCCAGAAAUUAGACAGAUGGGUUUUGGUCUCGGAGAAGCAGCUAUUCUUCGGCUGACCGAAGCACUUGUCCCUGGUCACCACAUCUUUUUUGAUCGCUAUUUUACCACUAUCAAAUUGUGUGAUGAAUUAUUGAAUAAAAGUUUUCACGCGACUGGAACAAUUAUGAGAAACCGAUUGCCCAAAAACUGUAUGAUGGAAGAAGAUAAGAGUUUUAUGAAAAAGCAACGGGGUUAUUGCGAAAUAAAAACACGAGUAGAUGGCAAGAUGGCAGUAACACGUUGGAUGGAUAAUAAGCCCGUGGUGAUGUUGUCAACGCGUUUAUCUAAUAGACAUGCAGAUGAGUGUGAAAGAUGGUCGAAGAAAAACAAAGUGUAUGAACGUGUAAGACGCCCCGAAGUUAUCAAAGAAAAUAACGAAAAUAUGGGGGGUCUAGAUUUAGCUGUAUGCCCUUCACGUAACAGAACAAAAAAGUGGACAAUACGAGUAAUUUCUCACAUGAUAGACUUGGCUGUUGCUAAUUCAUACCUUCAGUUCAAACAGAGAGAGAAGAAAAAAGGCGUUAAAAACGUUAUAGGCAUACGUGAAUUUAAGAUGGAACUUGGUGAGAAGUUAAUUGCUGAUAACUUAGAUUCUACAGACACAGAUGACCCUGCUGAUGAGUUUAAAGAACUUUUACUAAAGCACAAGAAACAUAAACUGUUUUGA
Molecule: messenger RNA, 1695 nt
Organism: Parnassius mnemosyne (clouded apollo)
Lineage: Eukaryota; Metazoa; Arthropoda; Insecta; Lepidoptera; Papilionidae
Source: the annotation of a GenBank genome assembly